This is a messenger RNA of Pezoporus flaviventris, 2097 nucleotides long. It is a transcript of the gene RCOR3, whose product is annotated as REST corepressor 3. Gene Ontology annotation, molecular function: transcription corepressor activity. Lineage: Eukaryota; Metazoa; Chordata; Aves; Psittaciformes; Psittacidae. Gene Ontology annotation, cellular component: transcription regulator complex; histone deacetylase complex. The transcript has 12 exons. Gene Ontology annotation, biological process: negative regulation of DNA-templated transcription; regulation of transcription by RNA polymerase II. The record is from RefSeq and is a predicted model, not a curated record. The coding region runs from base 138 to 1796 and encodes 552 amino acids.
GGGGGGUGCGAGGGGGGGAGGAGGCGCCGGCGCCGCGGUGGCCCGAGGGGGGGGCGGGGAGGGGGCAACAUGGCGGCUCCGUAUUAACUUCCCCCCCUCGGCAGCCCGCGCUGCCGCCGCUCUCCCCCGCCCCCCCCAUGCCGGGCAUGAUGGAAAAGGGAGCGGAGCUCUUGGGGGGCAGGAGCCUGGCAGCCCCCAACGGCACCAAGAGCAGCAGCCCCUCCAACGGGCACUACUCGGAGCCGGAGAGCGGCGGCGGUGGUGACAGUGGCGACGAGCACGAUGUAGGCAUGAGGGUCGGAGCGGAAUACCAGGCGCGCAUUCCUGACUUCGAGCCCGGUGCCACAAAAUAUACUGAUAAAGAUAAUGGAGGGAUGCUUGUAUGGUCUCCGUAUCAUAAUAUUCCAGAUGCCAAGUUGGAUGAAUAUAUAGCAAUAGCAAAGGAGAAACAUGGAUACAAUGUGGAACAGGCUCUCGGCAUGCUGUUCUGGCAUAAACACAAUAUUGAGAAGUCCCUUGCGGAUCUGCCCAACUUCACUCCUUUCCCCGAUGAAUGGACAGUUGAAGAUAAAGUCCUGUUUGAGCAAGCAUUUAGCUUCCAUGGAAAGAGCUUUCACAGGAUCCAGCAAAUGCUUCCAGACAAGACUAUUGCAAGCCUUGUAAAAUACUACUAUUCUUGGAAAAAAACGCGCUCUAGGACAAGUUUGAUGGAUCGACAGGCUCGGAAAUUGGCUAAUAGGAAUAAUCAAGGUGACAGUGAUGAUGAUGUAGAAGAAGCUCAUCCAAUGGAUGGAAACGAUAGUGAUUAUGAUCCCAAAAAAGAAGCCAAAAAGGAGGUAACAGAUAGCUUAACGGGCAAUAAUGAGCAGCCUGUUCAGACCAGCAAAAUAGGUCUGGGUAGAAGAGAGUAUCAGAGCUUGCAGCAUCGCCACCAUUCUCAGCGUUCCAAAUGCCGUCCACCAAAAGGCAUGUACCUGACCCAGGAAGAUGUGAUAGCUGUUUCCUGUAGCCCCAAUGCAGCCAACACAAUUCUUAGACAGCUGGAUAUGGAACUAAUCUCAUUAAAGCGACAGGUUCAAAAUGCUAAGCAAGUAAACAGUGCACUUAAACAGAAAAUGGAAGGCGGGAUUGAAGAAUUCAAACCUCCUGAGUCUAAUCAGAAAAUCAAUGCCCGUUGGACCACAGAAGAGCAGCUUCUUGCAGUACAAGGUGUCCGAAAAUAUGGUAAAGAUUUUCAAGCUAUUGCAGAUGUAAUUGGCAACAAGACUGUUGGCCAAGUGAAGAACUUCUUUGUAAACUACAGGCGUCGGUUUAACUUAGAGGAGGUAUUGCAGGAAUGGGAAGCGGAACAAGGAACCCUGGCUUCUAAUGGUGAUGCUUCUGCUUUAGGGGAGGACACAAAAAAUACUUCUAAUGUGCCAUCAGGAAAGAGCACUGAUGAAGAAGAUGAGGCACAAAGCACUCCGGCCACUCAGUGUUUAGGCCCUUCACCUCCAGCGCAGGCAUCUGCUCCAGCACCUACCGCUCCCAUGGCAACUUUAAAUCAGCCUCCCCCGUUACUUCGUCCGGCGCUUCCUGCUGCUCCUGCCCUCCACCGGCAGCCUCCGCCGCUCCAACAGCAGGCACGGUUCAUCCAGCCCAGGCCGACCCUAAACCAGCCUCCCCCUCCGCUCAUCCGCCCAGCUAACUCCAUGCCUCCUCGUCUAAACCCACGGCCCGUGUUAAGCACGGUUAGCGGCCAGCAGCCACCCUCGCUUAUUGGAAUUCAGACAGAAUCUCAGUCCACUCUGCACUGAAGAAAUAAAGCAGAAUUCUGCUAACUCCUACAUUUGGAAAAUCGGAUCAGUGUACUUUUUCUUUUCUUUGGUUUUUUCCUGUUUCCAAACAAUGAAGGGGAGAAAAGAGCAAGCCUUCACAGCUACCUGACCAGUCCUACAGAGGAGCAAGCUAAUACCUACACGGGAAUGAGCACCCGUAUAAAAGUAUUUUUAUGUCAGACUUGUACAGCAGAACAAUGCCUCCAAUACAGCCCUCCUCUCUAUGAAUACCUGUUGAAGGAAGCUGACUUCUUCAGUGAAUAAAUGUUCAACACACCAA